AUGGCUAUCUUACGCACCCUCCUCGUCGCUGCCUCAGUGCUCUGCCUCACCACAGGCUAUGAGCUCAAGGCGGAAUACAACGCGAGCAACUUCUUCGACAAUGGCUCCUUCCGUUUCUACAACGGCUGGGACCAGUUCACCCAAGGCAUGGCUCUCUACGUCUCCAAGGAAGAGGCAACUUCACUUGGACUUGCUCGCAUCGACGACGGCAAGGUACAUCUAGGAGUCGAUACAACUCAAGUACUCCCUCCGCAAGAGCCCGGUGAAGGCUAUGGCCGCAAGAGCGUCCGACUAGAAGGAGUGCAGACGUUUGACAACGGACUCUUCAUUGCCGACUUUGAGCACCUGCCCAGUGGAUGUGGCAUGUGGCCUGCUUUCUGGCUGCUCCACGACACAGGUCAUCAAGAGGAAUGGUACUCCGAGUUCGACAUCAUCGAGGGUGUCUCCAUGAACUCGCAGAACUCGCUCAGCCUCCAUACCGGUCACACGCCAUGCAAGAUGCGAGACAAUGGCGGAUCAGGCGAGACGCGCCCAGGCCUCGAAUGCAUGGAACAUCGCGACUGCGGCGUCAAUGGCCCCGAGGGCUCGUUCGGCCAACCCUUCAACGAUAACCGAGGCGGUGUCUGGGCAGCCCAAGUCGAGGAAGAUGGCAUCAAGGCAUGGUUCUUUCCUCGGGGUCACGAGCCAUCGGGUUGGGAUAGCGCGAAUCCUGACCCCAACACAUGGGGCAAGCCUGUGAUGAACUUCGUUGGGGAUGGUUGCGACAUUCGCAAUACGUUCAAGAAGAUGAAGAUCAUCAUCAACAUUACCUUUUGCGGCUCCAUGGCUGGAGGCAAUGCCUGGUCUGGCUACACACACUGCGCAGCGGAGACUCACGACGAAUCUUGCACUCACUUCGUUGCGACCAACCCCGACAAGUUCAAUGAAGUGUACUAUCUCAUCAACUCGGUGAGAGUUUAUCAAAACGGCGCUGGUGCUGGCUACCAGGACAACUGCCUCCCACCUUCUUUGCCUCAAGCGUCCCUCACCUCCUCUCAAGCAGAGCCGCUCUCAGCGAUGGCUGGAGAACAAUCUCCCCUUCCAGUAGUAGUGACUACCGUUAUCACCUCAACCAAGAUCAUGACUCUACCGGCGACUCUGACUGGCGGUAAGAACGAAGGUCCAUAUGAUCCAUCGGCGUCCCCUACAGCUCCGACGACUUUUGAGAUUCUCUAUGGCCAGCGUGCCUCGCAGGUGGCCCCAGAGGCAGCUCCUGCGGUAGUUACCGUAACAGCGGUCAUUACGUCAACGAAGGUUAUGACACUGCCUGCCACUCUGACUGGCGGUAAGAACAUGAGUCCAUAUGACCCUUCAGAAUCCUCCACGACUCUCAUCACCUUCCACAACAAACGUCUCUUAUUGACGGCAUCCGAGGCGGCUCCAGUAUUCGAAGCAUCAUCGGCGACAUCUACCAAGCCUGUGGGCACAACGACUGGUGGCAAGUACUACAGCGGUUACGAUCCGUCAGCGACUCCUACAUCUGCCAAGCCUACAGGUACAAGGAUCGGAGGCAUUACCAACUACACCACCGUACAGACUCCUGGGGCGUCAUCUACGAAGCCUAUAGGCACAACGAUGGAUGGCGUUACUAACUACACCACCGUCACUGCUUCGGCUGUGGCUUGA
Alternaria arbusti is the source of this 1665-nucleotide messenger RNA. RefSeq lists its product as uncharacterized. Gene Ontology annotation, molecular function: hydrolase activity, hydrolyzing O-glycosyl compounds. The coding region runs from base 1 to 1665 and encodes 554 amino acids. The transcript has 3 exons. NCBI's taxonomy places the organism in Eukaryota, Fungi, Ascomycota, Dothideomycetes, Pleosporales, Pleosporaceae. Gene Ontology annotation, biological process: glucan catabolic process. The record is from RefSeq and is a predicted model, not a curated record.